AGAGGGUCUAUAAAAAGCAAUUGCCAAGUGCCAACUACACUUGAAAAAGUUAAAAGUCAAAAGAGUGGAAGAAAGCAAGAAAAAUAUUACUUCAAAUUUGGAUCCUCCAAUGAAUCAUCAGCUUCAAGUAUCAAAUCAAAAAGAAGAAAAAUCACCAUCAUCAUCAGAACAAGAAGAAGGAAAACAAGAGGAGGAAUCUUUUCAAGAAAAUGCCCAAGAAAACCAGCAUUUGCAACAAUGGGCCAAUUAUUUCACUUCCCCUGGUGCAACUUUGGUCACAAAGCACCAAAACAACACACAAUGUCAUCCAAGUCACAAAGCAGAAAUCAAGAAAGUAUCACUAAAAAAGAAGCCAAAGAGAGCCAAACAAGAUGUUAUGGAAGUCCAUGGCGGCCGCAUUGUCCGAGCCACGGGGACAAAAGACCGGCACAGCAAGGUUUCAACAGCCACCGGUACGAAGGACAGGCGAGUUAGGCUCUCGCCUAACACGGCAAUUCAGUUCUACGAUGUGCAAGAUCGUCUUGGCUAUGACCGCCCUAGUAAGGCCAUCGAUUGGCUGAUUAAAGAAGCUCAAAAAGCUAUCGAAGCACUUGAAAAAAACCCUUUUCAAGUCUUUCCCAUGACGACUGACUCAACAAAUAAAGCACUAAACUGGCAAACUACAAAUGCUAAAAGCAAAGAAGGCCAAUUUGCGAUCAAACAGAGUUGGUCUGCUGAUAAGAAAACAGAGUUAGAAGAGUUGACUCGCGACUCUUUUAAACUUAAUGCUACAAUGCAGUACUCAGCUGAUCAAUUUCCAGAGAAAAGCUAUAAAGAAAAGAGUUCAAAAGUUUGUCAAUCUUUGAAUUACAGCCAAACUGAGAAUUUGAGCUUGUUUUCAUCAGCAAAUGAUGCCACCAUUCAAUCUUUUUGUGAAUUGCAGACUCAUCCACAAGGUCAUUUUCACUCAGAAGCCAAAAAACAAUCAGCAAAUGAUUCCAAGAUUCAAUCUUUUUGUGAAUUGCAAACUUACCCACAAGGCCAUUUUCACUCAGAAACCAAAAAACAACCAACUAAUGAUACCAAGAUUCAAUCACUUUGUGAAUUGCAGACUUACCCACAAGGCCAUUUUCACUCAGAAACCAAAAAACAACCAACUAAUGAUGCCAAGAUUCAAUCAUUCUGUGAAUUGCAGACAUACCCACAAGGCCAUUUUCACUCAGAAACCAAACACCAAUCAGCCCAACUAGGCAGCUUUUUCAAUUUUCAGUCAUCACAUCAAAAUGAGUCCAUCAAUUUUUCUGGUGAUCAUCAUCAAGGCUUGUUAAACAAGACCAAUUUAGAGUUAAGAGAGGAUUCAAGAUUCAGCUUUUUACCACAAAAUUUCCCCACAGUUUUAGGCCAAAACCAACUGUUUAAUUAUCAGAGGGAACCCCUUCAGUCCAGUUCAAAUUUUCCUCAAACUAUUUCUUAUUCCAAUAUUGGAUUUGCAAAUGAUGGCUUAUUGGGAAUUUCUAAUGCUCCAAUAAUACAAGUUGAAGAAGAGGAACAUGGUACACUUUCCAGUACUCUUUCAGCUGUUAAUGCAACUACUCUUCUACAUUAUCAAGAGUAGCUUUUUCUCCAAGUCCAUUUUCUUGCAUUAUGACAUUCUUUUUGGACGUGAAAUAUUUGUGAUUUAGAUGUAUUACUUAAUGUAUAAUUCCUAUUAUAGAAAGGAAAUAAUUUGAAGGGAAGUGUUGGAGCAAUAGUAAAGUUGUCUCGUGUGACCUAUAGGUCACGAGUUAGAAUCGUGGAAUCAGCCACCGAUGCUUGCGUCAGAGCAGGCUGCCUACAUCACACCCCUUGGGAUGCUGCCAUUCACCGAAUCAUGCAUGAGCGCAUGAUACUUUCCCUAUUAUAGAAAGGAAAUAAUUUGGGGGUAAUUAUUAUAAGACUUAUUAAUGGAAUGUUUUAGUUGUUAGUUCUGCAUUUAUGCAAGUGAAUUCAAGUCCCCGCUCCACUACUCCUUCUUCCCAAAUUGAGAUAUGGGUUCUUGAGCAUGUACCAUUUACCUGGAGUUGUCACUCCUUUAGUAGUAGUAGUAGUGUUACUCAAUUCAUGAGUAAGCAUAGUUCAAUUUUUUGGAUUUUCAUCCAUUUUUUUUCUUUUCAUUUUGUCCGUGUACGUUAAGUGUUAUGUAUAGGCCUAAAAUAUUAAGUUGUUGUCUCCUUGUAUGGUUUUUGGCAAAUCCCACUCUAUGAGCUAGCAUUUGAAGCUGAAUUACGAUCGAUAUACAUU
Molecule: messenger RNA, 2259 nt
Organism: Lycium ferocissimum
Lineage: Eukaryota; Viridiplantae; Streptophyta; Magnoliopsida; Solanales; Solanaceae
Product: transcription factor TCP4-like
Exons: 1
Coding region: 110-1594 (494 amino acids)
Biological process (GO): regulation of secondary shoot formation
Cellular component (GO): nucleus
Molecular function (GO): DNA-binding transcription factor activity; sequence-specific DNA binding
Source: RefSeq, a predicted model, not a curated record